UCUUUGUCCACAGAGAGAGUGUUGCAGGCAAAGGGGAGUGUUUGUUGAUGACAGCAGGGGCCAUCAGUUGUAACCAUAUCUGGAAGAUAGAGAAGUUUUCUGAAUUGGUUAAGGAAUUCCAUUCCUCUGAAGUGUUCACUGCUGGUGAUCAUAAAUGGAGAGUAAAUAUCUGGCCCAAAGGUAAUAGAGAAGAAAAAGGCAAAAGCCUUUCUUUGUUCCUGGAGUUGAAUGAUUUAACAACCCUUCUACCUGGCCGAGGAGUAUAUGUGGAGGCACAAUUGCGAGUAGUGGACCAGGUCAAUGGUAAGCACGUGGAGAGAAAAUUUACUGUUUGGUUUAAUGACUCAAUUAAGACUUGGGGUUGGGGAAAUUUUCUCUCUCUCAAUAGUCUCAUAAACCAAUCAAAGGGCUAUUUGGUGAAAGAUGUCUGCAUCAUCGAAGCACACCUUCAACUCAUUGGAGCAAUUGAGAAACUGGGCCAGAAAUUAGAAUGAGUGGAAAAGCUUUUGAUAGGUUCAGUAUCUUUCUGUGUAUUAGGUUAUUCAUCUAGAUCUGGUAGAUGAGAUUACUGCAGCAUUUAUGAAGUAUGAUCUGCUCAUAAACAUGAACAAUUCACUCUACUUGCUAGUUAUUAAAUAUGCUACUGAACUUUUUGAUUAUGAUGUUCAGAAAAUACUUUUUUU
Molecule: messenger RNA, 683 nt
Organism: Macadamia integrifolia
Lineage: Eukaryota; Viridiplantae; Streptophyta; Magnoliopsida; Proteales; Proteaceae
Product: MATH domain and coiled-coil domain-containing protein At3g58410-like
Exons: 3
Coding region: 48-494 (148 amino acids)
Molecular function (GO): protein binding
Source: RefSeq, a predicted model, not a curated record